GUAACACUUUUUUCGCUCCAUGCACACAUCUCUCUCAUUCCUCUCCUAAAAAGAAGCCUCAUUUUUAUCCACCCAAUCAAUCCUCUGACCACCACCACCACCACCUCCACCACCCCCUUGCCCUCACUUCCAAAACAAUCAUCUUCACUCUUCAUUUCUCAAAUAAAAAAGCCCAACCUUUUGUUUGGUAAGAAAGAAAAAAAGACCAAGAAAAUUACAGAAUGCUUAGUGUUCAUAAUUGCUUGAAUCAUGUUUUUAUGUGGGUAUUCAUAUUUUCACUUGAUAAAUAAAGGGUAUUCAAUAUUUUUUUGAUUUGGGGUGUUAUUGAAUAAAAAAUGGUAGAUCUGAAGGAAAUGGGAAGCAAGUGGAGGAAAGUGAAAAUUGCUCUUGGUUUAAACAUGUGUCUCUAUGUUCCUCCUCUAAAUGAUCCAGAUAAUAAUCCUUCCAGAUUCUCUGACGCCGCCGUUUCUCACUCUCCCGCCGCCGUGUCACGCGGUGGCUCCGCUACUCCUACCUCUUCUUCUUCUGGUCUCCGCUCUUCCAAAUCUGGACCUAAAUCCUCUAAGAGCACCUGUGCAAUAUGCCUGACCAACAUGAAACCCGGGCAGGGCCAUGCUAUAUUUACUGCGGAAUGCUCUCACUCUUUCCACUUCCAUUGCAUUACCUCUAAUGUGAAACACGGGAACCAGAUUUGCCCAGUUUGCCGAGCAAAGUGGAAAGAAGUUCCUUUCCAAAACCCAGUAUCUGAUACCUCCCAUGGAAGGCCAAGAAUUAACGCAGCUGGCUGGCCAGCAGAUGAUGCAUGGAUGACUGUUCUAAGACGCCUACCUCCUGCUCGGCUGGACACAAACCAGCAUGUCUCGUCAUUUUUUCAUGCCCAAGAACCCUCCACCUUUGAUGAUGAUGAGGCCUCAAAUCAGCAGCAUGAGAAUGGGCAUGCAGACCAAUCUGCCAGUGAUGGUGCAAGUGAUAGCCGUUCCAUGGGUACUGUAGAGGUCAAAACAUAUCCUGAAGUUUCAGCUGUUUCAAGAUCAGUCUCUCAUGAUAAUUUCUAUGUGCUAAUACAUCUUAAAGCCCCUGUUACGAGUAGAAGGCAAAAUAAUAAUUCUCAAAAUUCUCGCGCUCCAGUUGACCUUGUUACAGUACUUGAUGUUAGCGGUAGCAUGGCAGGUACAAAGCUAGCUUUGCUAAAACGAGCUAUGAGUUUCGUAAUACAGAACCUUGGCCCCGCCGACCGGCUUUCUGUCAUUGCCUUCUCAUCAACAGCACGCCGCCUUUUUCCUCUUCGUUGCAUGAAUGAGGCUGGACGGCAGGAGGCUUUACAGGCUGUUAAUUCUUUGAUCUCUAAUGGCGGAACAAACAUUGCUGAAGGCCUGAGGAAAGGCGCUAAGGUGAUAGUAGAUCGAAAAUGGAAGAAUCCAGUUGUCAGUAUAAUACUAUUAUCUGAUGGACAGGACACAUAUACUGUGAUUAGUCCUAGUGGAAGGAAUCCUAGAGCAGAUUACAAGUCUCUUCUUCCAAAUUCUAUUCAUCGAAACGGUGGCACCGGAAUAAAGAUUCCUGUGCAUUCAUUUGGGUUUGGUGCGGACCACGAUGCUGCCUCAAUGCAUUCAAUUUCGGAGAUAUCUGGGGGCACAUUUUCAUUUAUAGAAGCUGAGGAUGUGAUUCAAGAUGCAUUUGCUCAGUGCAUUGGAGGCCUCUUGAGUGUGGUAGUGCAGGAUGUACAGGUUAAAGUUGAUGGCGUUCACCCUAGUGUGCAAAUUUCUUACAUAAAAGCAGGUAGUUAUCAAACCAGUGUUGCGGGCAAUGGUAAAAUCGGUUAUGUUGAUAUUGGAGACCUAUAUGCUGAAGAAGAAAGAGACUUUUUGGCAAUAAUUAAUGUUCCGGUUGAUAGGAACUGCGAUCAGACUUUGCUGCUGAAGGUUGGAUGUGCCUAUAAAGAUCCAAUUACAAAAGAAAUUGUGACUUUGGAAGGAGCGAGUCAAGUGAAGAUCGAGAGGCCAGAGUUGAUUAGAGCUCAAGUAGUGUCGAUGGAAGUGGAUAGGCAGCGAAAUAGACUUCAUGCUGCAGAGGUCAUGGCUGAGGCUAGAACUGCUGCUGAAAAUGGUGAGUUAGCUCGUGCAGUCUCCGUCCUAGACAUCUGUUACAAGUCAUUGUCGGAAACUGUGUCCGCACAAGCUGGUGACCGAUUGUGUGUUGCACUAUGUGCUGAACUAAAGGAGAUGCAAGAAAGGAUGGCGAACCGUCAAGUAUACGAGACAUCCGGACGGGCUUAUGUCUUAUCGGGUUUGAGCUCACACUCGUGGCAGCGAGCAACUGCUCGAGGUGAUUCAACAGACAGUACCAGCCUCGUUCAAGCUUACCAAACCCCAUCCAUGGUUGACAUGGUAACACGGUCACAGACUAUGUUGUUAGGAAAUCCGUCGUCUCAUCGGAAACUCAGGCAAGCGCUGUCAUUUCCAGCUGCCAGGCCGCAGCCAAGGUAGACAUGGCAGCCAUAUCUUCUCAACCUAUAUUGAUAUAUUCUAUAUGCAAAAACCAUUUAGCCAGCCUAAAUUUUGUUUAUGAUGUUGCUGUCAUUUUGUUUUUCUGUUAUUGCUUAGAAUGGGAUAGAUUGGAAUUGUGGGUAUAUUUUCUUUGAUAUGGUAAUGUAAAUGAAUAAGAAAAUUGGGGGAUAGGUGAGAUGGGGGUACUAAGAGAAAAAUGGUGAGGUUUCAGGAGGGUUUCACAUAGUCUCAAUUAUGGGGUUAAUGUGUACAUAUGGAAAAAUUGGUGUUCUUUUGGGGUUUUUUCCUUAAAAGGAAGGGGGGGUAUAGCCUUUUCUUAACUGUGGAAUAUUUUGGGGGUGGAUUCUUGUCUUAAAUAUAUGAUAAUAGUAGUAUCAUUUAACUGUUUUUCA
Molecule: messenger RNA, 2899 nt
Organism: Mercurialis annua (annual mercury)
Lineage: Eukaryota; Viridiplantae; Streptophyta; Magnoliopsida; Malpighiales; Euphorbiaceae
Product: E3 ubiquitin-protein ligase WAV3-like
Exons: 2
Coding region: 336-2486 (716 amino acids)
Source: RefSeq, a predicted model, not a curated record